UCAGAUACCAGCGCCGGAUUUUAUAAGAGCUGUUCCUCCUCUCCUUGAAUUUCUUCACUCUGCACACUCGAAGCCGCCAACAUGGUUGUAGGUUCUGUUCUUGUCACAGGUGGUACCGGCUACAUUGGCUCUUUCACAGCCCUCGCCCUCCUCGAUGCAGACUACAAGGUCGUCAUUGUCGACAACCUCUACAACUCAUCAGCCGAAGUCAUCAACCGCAUCGAGCUCAUCUGCGGCAAGCGACCUGCCUUUUACCAGUGCGACGUGACUGAUGAGGCCGCCCUCGACAAGGUCUUUGAGGAGAACCCAGAUAUUGACAAUGUCAUUCACUUUGCCGCCCUGAAGGCUGUUGGCGAGUCUGGCGAAAUUCCUCUCACAUAUUACCGCGUCAACGUUGGCGGCUCCAUUGCCCUCCUUACCUCCAUGGUCAAGCACAAUGUUAAUAACAUUGUCUUCUCCUCCUCUGCCACCGUCUACGGCGAUGCGACGCGCGUCCCCAACAUGAUCCCCAUCCCCGAACACUGCCCCAUCGGCCCGACCAAUGUCUACGGUCGCACAAAGUCCACCAUUGAAGGCGCAAUCACAGACACAAUCGAGGCUGAGCGCAACAACGCCAGGAAGGCUGGAAAGAGCGAACAGGAAAUCAACAAGUGGAAUGCCGCCCUGCUGAGGUACUUCAACCCCGCUGGUGCGCAUCCCAGUGGCAUCAUGGGCGAAAACCCCCUAGGUGUUCCUUACAAUCUGCUACCCUUGCUGGCUCAAGUUGCGAUCGGCAAACGCGAUAAGCUCCUCGUCUUUGGUGACGACUACGCCAGCAAGGAUGGCACAGCCAUUCGCGACUACAUCCACGUCCUUGACCUGGCGCGCGGCCAUCUCCAAGCCCUCAACUACCUGCGCGAACAAAAGCCGGGUGUCAAGGCCUGGAAUCUGGGUACUGGCAAGGGCUCCACCGUCAUCGAAAUGAUCAAGGCUUUUAGCAAGGUAGUCGGACGCGACCUUCCCUACGAAGUCGCCCCACGGAGACAGGGCGAUGUGCUUGAUCUCACGGCCAAUCCAAGUCUUGCCAACAAGGAACUAGACUGGAAGACCGAGUACACACUAGAAGAUGCCUGCGCAGACCUGUGGAAAUGGACAGAGAACAACCCAGAAGGCUAUAACCAGCAGCCACCAAAGGAGUUUGUCGAGGCUUUGAAGAACAAAAAGGCCUAAGCACAACACGGAAAAUGUUUAUUUGGGGGAAGACAAUUCCGAGACAUAUCUUGGUAACAUGAUCACGUGAUUUACACAUUUCUCGGAUAUAAUGCAUC
Messenger RNA from Bipolaris sorokiniana ND90Pr, 1307 nucleotides. RefSeq lists its product as uncharacterized. Gene Ontology annotation, molecular function: UDP-glucose 4-epimerase activity. The transcript is spliced from 3 exons. NCBI's taxonomy places the organism in Eukaryota, Fungi, Ascomycota, Dothideomycetes, Pleosporales, Pleosporaceae. Gene Ontology annotation, cellular component: cytosol. Gene Ontology annotation, biological process: beta-D-galactose catabolic process via UDP-galactose, Leloir pathway. The coding region runs from base 82 to 1209 and encodes 375 amino acids. The record is from RefSeq and is a predicted model, not a curated record.